CGAAGUGUGCCAUGUGACUGGAGGUAAAUAAGGAAAGAAAACAGCUGACGUUUGAUGUAAAUAAACAUUGAAAGAAAACUUUCGUCGAUUGCUAUCUCCCUUUCUUCUGUUGCAUUAUGUCUCAGAAAGCUUCACCUCAGAAAACAAUGACAGGAAGGGAAAUACCAAAUCGUAGGAUUGCUGAUAUUUCGAAUUUACCGUCGGACUACUCUACAACCCCAGGAGGAUCCAUCUUCUCUACAACGCCAGGAGGUACUAGAAUAUUUUAUGAAAGGGCAUUUCUGAUGCAGUGCCGAGAAUCUCCCUUGGCAAAGACUCCUCCAGCAAAUAUGGCCAAUAUUCCAGGAGUGACCUCCCCUGGACAGAUUGAUGUUCCAAAGGAAAAUGGCGUUCAAGAACCUAAGCCUGCUAAAGCAGAGAAAGUCAAUGAAGACAACCCACAAUUUGAAAUGGACAUAUAGACUACCCAGCAUGCCUUUCAGCAUUUCCAUAGUAACACAGAUUAUCUGCAAAACACAGAAGAAAUAACUGAUCAUGAUUUGUACACUAGAGAUUACAGAAUAGACUUGUAUGAAAUUUAUGUCUAGUUCUUGUCUGAUGAUACAGACAGAAGGGGCAUUAGGUUUAGAUAUAUUUUGAUUUCAAAUUAUUUCAGUAUUUCUCAUUAGCAUGUACUUUCAUUUUCUUUCGCCUGUUCAGUUGAAAUAAUCCAGUGUAUACUUUCUUCUUUCACCUAUUCAAUUGAAAUAAUUCAGUGUAUACUUUAUUUGUAAGAAAUUAUGUUACAAGUUUUGACCAAGGUAUAGUAUGAAGUUGUGGAAGGUAAACACACGGGCAUUGAUAUAGAUGGUCAAAGGUCAGUUUUGUUCUAUAGUAUAAAAUGCUUUAACCUAGCUUCCAGUCUGUGCUGUUAUCGGUGUUUUCAGAUAUGAACUGGAAUUGAAGGUUAUAGUAUGGUAAUUGUUCUCCUUCACAUUCACAAAUUUUAUUGCAAUAAUGUGAAUUAAGACACUGUUUGGUCACUUUAAGAUGCUUUAAUGACAUUAUUAUAGAACUCAGGUAUUCUGUUGUUGUUGUUUUUUUUUUUUUUUUGGCAACUGGUUUUAUCUUGUCUAUAGCUACUGAUGGAACAUUCAGCUCCUGCAAAUGAAGUCUUAAUCUCUGUUGGUUUUGCUCAUUCCAAAAUUAGAGCUUAAAUGAGCUUAAAGCUCUAAAAAAGGAACACCAUUUUGAUAUGUAUGCUUAUGAUAACUGAUGUGUGCAGCUUUAAUUUUCAAUCAAAACAGAGUGCCUGAAAGAAUUGAUGGGUUAAGGAUUUAGAUGUGUUUUAACAUUUUUGUUAUGUUCUUUUUAAUAUUUUAGGGUCUGGAGCAAUAUAUGCAUUUAUUAGGCAAAUGUUUUUUUUAUAUUCAUAUUUUCACUUAUCUCACAAUGGUCUAUGAUGCAUUUUAUCCAUAGAAUACCUCUAAGGCAACUAAGAAAUCCAGUCAUCAAGUUUUGUUUACUUUUUAUGUCGAGCUAUGAAAACCAGGUUUUAAGGGAGCAGCUAACACUCAGUUGAGUUCAGUGGUGUAAAGUGUACUCCAGCUGUAAAAACACAGGCCUUCAACCAGCUCCUGUUGUCCUACUGAAGGAGAUUUCCUGUGUUUCUGAGGACCCCGUAUAUUUUCUAAAUCUUUUCAUUGAUAAAAAUAUCUCUAUAUUUGUAGAUAAUUCAGUUGUUGUGUUUAGAACUGGGCAAGUUUAUCCUUGCUGGCUUUGCUUGAACUAUAUUUGUAAUAAAUAACUAAUGCACCUGAUGUAAAUAAAAUGGAAUGGCACAUUGUAAACCAACAUAAAAUGCAUUCAAUUGAGUCAUUAUAUAUUUUUGGUAACUGAAAUGGGCUGUUUUUGGCAUCAAAAUUCCUAUAUUUUUACAAAAUUCUUCGAUAUUUUUAGCUCUUUUAUUAGAAGAAUGAGGGCUAUUCUAAUUUUACCCACCAAUAUAUCAACGUUAUCAUCACACUUUGUUGAGGUAACUCUAGGUUGAAUGUAAUGCAAGUUAUGGCCCCUUUUUCGACUGAAAACAUUGUGUUGAAGUUGAGUGCAAAUAACACUGUGUUUCACUAGCAACUACAUUUAUUUGAUGAAAACUUGGUUGAAGUUUUGCAUGCAAGUUGUCAUUUCUAUAAUGAAAAUGUAGUUUUAAGAAAUUAUUAGAAACUUGUUAGAAACUAUCUCAGUUAUAGAAGUCUAGUCGUUAAAGUUAUAGCCCUUCUUCUACAGACAAGGUUAGUAGUCGAGUGCACUGUCUUACGGACAGUUCUUGUUUAUGAAGAAAAUACAAUAUUCAGCUUGCAUUAUCUCAAAUAUUUUUAUAGACUACUGGUUGAUGGCCUGCAUUAGAUUCUCUUUGUGGGUGUUUUUAUAUGAAUUAUUCUUUUAUAACCCUUUUUAUAUGCUAGAUUUUUGUAUCUUGUAAAGAAAUGUGUAUGUUAGCUCUGCUUGUAGGGGUGAAACAUUUGAAUAUCUGGAUUUACACAGACUUUGAUACAAAAUCUGAUAAUGUGAAUAUCAAUAUCAGUAAGUUAAUAUUUUUAUGUAAUACAGAGAUCUUUGUAUUAUAAGGAGCAACCUAAGUUGGUGCAUUCAUGUUCAUAAUAUUCAAUUAAGUGCUCACAAAUUGGGGAAAGGUGCAGCUUUAAUACUUGAAUGUUUUCAAGGUUUAUCUGAAAUGGUACCUUGACUGUAUUUUAUUUUGACAUGUUCUUUCUAUAGUUGAUAUGAAAAUAUCUAAGUUUGUUACUGUUUGUUUAAGGUGGAUAUAAUAAACUUAUUUCCGGUA
Molecule: messenger RNA, 2824 nt
Organism: Mercenaria mercenaria
Lineage: Eukaryota; Metazoa; Mollusca; Bivalvia; Venerida; Veneridae
Product: eukaryotic translation initiation factor 4E-binding protein 1-like
Exons: 3
Coding region: 117-461 (114 amino acids)
Biological process (GO): negative regulation of translational initiation
Cellular component (GO): cytoplasm
Molecular function (GO): eukaryotic initiation factor 4E binding
Source: RefSeq, a predicted model, not a curated record